AAAUUGUUUGUCCAACUCUCUAUAAAUCUUUGGUCAUUUCCCAGUCCAAAUCUUAAUAGAAUCUUUGUCAACUUAUGCAUGGAAGACGAAAACUUCCCUUAUCUUUUCGCUCCUUCAUUUCCAUUGGCCUCGUUGAAUUCGCUGUCCCUUCUAGACCAACCCAUGCAAAACUCUCGAUAUGCCUUAGACAUUGAUUUGGCUAGUUCCAUGGUUAAUGGAGGAGAAAACUUGGUUUUUCCAAGUUUAUCGACGUUGUCUAGGAACAUGAAGGAAGAGGAGAACGUAAACAAAAUUAAAGCGAAAUCUGGAAGAAAGAAGAAAUAUAUCCCACCAAGGGUUGCUUUCCAUACCAGAAGUGCAGAGGAAAUUCUUGAUGAUGGAUACAAAUGGAGAAAAUAUGGGCAGAAAACUGUGAAGGAUAGUAUUCAUCCCAGGAGCUACUAUCGUUGCACGCAACAUACAUGCAAUGUAAAGAAACAAAUUCAGAGACUCGCAAAAGACACUGGCAUUGUUGUGACCACUUAUGAAGGCAUUCACAACCAUCCUUGUGAGAAACUAAUGGAGACCUUGAUUCCUCUGGUGAAGCAGCUUCAAUUUCUCUCAGAGUUUCCAAACCUGCCCAGUUUUUGAGUCGAAGAAUGAAAUCUUCAAGUGCAAAAUCAUAGAAGAUCUCAUUUAUGAUAGAAUGAUUCUAUCAAAAUUAGAAGUAUGACAUGAACUUGUGUCUAACAAAUAUGUCAAUGCUGUAUAGAAAUGCAAGUAAAAUGUAAGGGGUGUUAUGUAUUUGUACAAACAAGAAAUAAUAAAUAUUACAUCUGCCCC
Olea europaea var. sylvestris is the source of this 822-nucleotide messenger RNA. Its product is annotated as probable WRKY transcription factor 43. The transcript has 2 exons. The record is from RefSeq and is a predicted model, not a curated record. Gene Ontology annotation, molecular function: sequence-specific DNA binding; DNA-binding transcription factor activity. NCBI's taxonomy places the organism in Eukaryota, Viridiplantae, Streptophyta, Magnoliopsida, Lamiales, Oleaceae. Gene Ontology annotation, biological process: regulation of DNA-templated transcription. Bases 79 to 630 code for a protein of 183 amino acids.